AUGCUUCAGCAGCAGCAGCAGCAGCAGCAGCAGCGGCACCAGUUCCACUGGGAGCCGCAGCAGCAGCAGCAGCCGCUGCAGCUGCCCAAGCGUCGGCGACUCUCCUCGCCAGCAGCAACUGCUGCAGCAGCAACAAUAAAUUACGUCGCAGAAGCGCCUGCAGCAACAGCAGCAAGUGCAGCAGUAGCAGCAGCAGCAGCAUGCGAUGGCUCGCCAGAAUGGAGCUUUGGAAACAUAGACAUUGACUGUGCUGCUGCUGAGCCGUGUGCUGCUGCUGCUGCUUACGACAGCUGCGCAGAGGCUGCAGCAGCAGAGCAGCUGCAGCAGGAAGAGCUGCUGCUGUGGCUGGACGACGCAGCAGCGCCGGAGCUGUUGCAGCCUUUAGUAGCAGCAACAGCAAACCCGUCGACCUUCAUGCAGCAGCAGCUGCUGCUGCAGCGGCCGGUGCAUCAGCUGCAGCUGAUGCCGGGGCAAAUGCACACUGCAGCAUCAGCAGCAUCAGGUACAGCAGCAGCAGCAGCAGCAGCAGGCGCAGCAGGCGCAGCAGGAGCAGCAGGUGCAGCAGCAGCAGCAGCAGCAUCUACAGCAAUGCAGUCUGGCGGUGCUUUUACUCCGCUGGUCUCUCAGAGUGCUUUUGCUCAUACUGUAGCUGGGGCUGGAGUGCGGCAAGAAUACAGCAGCAGCAGCAGCGGCAGCAGCAGCAACAGCAGCAGCAGCGGGUCUGUAGUGGCAGGAGCUGAAGCAGCAGCAGAUGGAAAUUUCACUUCAGGGGCGGUCAGUUAUGGGGGGCUGCAGAAGACCCACAACCUCUUGCAGGUGCAGCAGGAAACGGAGGCAGCAGCUGCAGCGGCAGCGGCAGCAACAGCAGCAGCAACAGCAGCAGCAACAGCAGCAGCAGCUGCAGGAGCAUCGCGGCCUUUCAAAGGGUUCCCCUUGGCUUCAGGAGCAGAUGUGGAUUCAAGCCUGCAGGCGCUUUCCAGUUCCCGGCCCCCGCAACAACUUAGUGAAGACAGCAGCAGCAGCAGCAGCAGCAGCAGAAGCACCACUGCGUACGGCACGCACUGCAGCAGCAUCGCUUCAGCAGCAAAAGCUGCAGCUGCGGAUCCUGGUAUGGGUUCUUCGUUUGCAUCUGGAAGACAGGUGCAAAUCAGCUCACAAGCUUUAACAAGAGCCCACAAUUUGCUGCAGCAGCAGGACUCAGAUAGCAGCAGCAGCAGCAACAGCAGCAGCAGCCACCAGCGAGAAGCAGCAGCAGCAACGGCAGCGGCAGAAGCAGCUCCUGCUGCCGUGGGCUUUUCCUUUGCAUCUGGGCGGCAGGUGCAGAUCCGCCCACAGGCUCUAGCGAGGGCCCGCAGUUUGCUGCAGCAGCAAGACACAGAGAGCAGCAGCAACAGCAGCAGCAACCAGGAAGAAGAAGCAGCAGCAGCAGCUGUUGCUGAUGUGAAUUUCUCCUUUGCAUCUGGGAGGCAGCUACACGUCAGCCCGCAGGCGCUAGCAAAGGCCCGCAAUUCGCUGCAGCAGCAAGACACAAAUAGCAGCAGCAACAACAGCAGCAGCAGCAGCACCAGCAACCAGGGAGAAGGAGCAGCAGCAGCGGCAGCUCCUGCCGCUGUGGGCUUUUCCUUUGCAUCUGGGCGACCGGUGCAAAUCAGCCCGCAGGCUCUAGCGAGGGCCCGCAAUUUGCUGCAGCAGCAGGACUCAGAUAGCGGCAGCAGCAGCGGCAGCAGCAGCAGCAACCAGGGAGAAGGAGCAGCAGCAGCAGCAGCAGCUCCUGCUGCUGCGGGUUUUUCCUUUGCAUCUGGGCGCAAG
Eimeria tenella is the source of this 1809-nucleotide messenger RNA. RefSeq lists its product as uncharacterized. The transcript has a single exon. Gene Ontology annotation, biological process: regulation of DNA-templated transcription; double-strand break repair via homologous recombination. The record is from RefSeq and is a predicted model, not a curated record. The annotation marks the transcript as partial. Lineage: Eukaryota; Apicomplexa; Conoidasida; Eucoccidiorida; Eimeriidae.